This is a messenger RNA of Gamsiella multidivaricata, 2043 nucleotides long. Its product is annotated as Six-hairpin glycosidase-like protein. Gene Ontology annotation, molecular function: hydrolase activity, hydrolyzing O-glycosyl compounds. NCBI's taxonomy places the organism in Eukaryota, Fungi, Mortierellomycota, Mortierellomycetes, Mortierellales, Mortierellaceae. Gene Ontology annotation, biological process: carbohydrate metabolic process. Bases 1 to 2043 code for a protein of 680 amino acids. The record is from RefSeq and is a predicted model, not a curated record. The transcript has 6 exons.
AUGAAGCUUCCCUCCCGGCCCUCGCUCUGGGUCGUGCCUGCCUUCGUCGCCCUCCUCGUCGGGGCAGCCGCACAAGGCCCCUCUGCCUCGGCCCCACCCAGCACCAGUCCCACAGCUGCCCCACCCUCAGCUCAGCCCACAUCAACUCCCUAUGACCAGCCAUUGCCCCUGAACCCCACAUUCCCAGACCAGCCCCGGGACAACAUAUCGAGCCCUUCGUACCCGGAUCCCGAAUACAUCAAGCUGCUCGACUACACACUACUGUUCUACGAAGCCCAGCGCGCAGGCAAGCUCCCUGCAGAUCAGCGUGUUAAAUGGCGCAACGAUUCCGUGUUGGAUGAUGGCAAGGAUGUCGGUGUGGAUCUCUCAGGGGGAUACUUUGAUGCAGGGGAUUAUCUCAAGUUCAUCUUUCCAUUGACAUUCACCAUGUCAGAGACUUGCUGGGGUGGCAUAGAGUUCUGGGACGGAUACCAGCUCGCCAAUCAGACACGAUAUCUUGACCAGAUGGUUCGCUGGGGUAUGGAUUGGCUGAUCAAGGCCCAUCCCAACAACAACACGCUUUAUGUCCAGGUCGGUCUAAGUGAGGUCGAUAACGACUACUGGGGACCGGAUACCUCUAUUCCAAAGCCACGCCCAACAUUCCAGGUCAACAACACGCGACCAGGCACGGAUGUGAUGGCGGAUGCGGCUGCAGCUUUCGCCUCGUGCGCCAUGCUUUAUCGCGACAAACUCAACGACACAGCUUACUCCAACACUCUGCAGACCCAUGCCGAUUCCCUUUUCCUCCUGGCAGAAACAGCCUUGCCUCAGCAAGUCUACCAGACUGUUGUCCCUGCAGUCACUUGCUGCUACGCCUCGUCUGGUUUCGUGGAUGAGCUGGCUUGGGGCGCUGCUUGGAUGUACAAACUGACAAAGAACUCUGUCUAUGCCCAAAAGGCCGCCAAAUACAUUGAUCAACUCAAUGCACAAUCUGUCCAGACGAACCCGGUUACAUGGGAUGAUAAGACUGGACUGGUGUAUAUCCUCAUGGCCGGGGCGACGACAGGAACGAGCGAUAACAAUACAAAGUGGCAAGGAUUGGCAGAGGCGUUCGCGGGCUUUACGAGGAGGGCCUCCAAACCCUGCGCGUUUACGAAAGGCGGACUGUAUUACUGUGCAGGAAACUCAGGCGAUGACUCUGCAGUCGUGGCAGCCAAUGCUGCGUUUGCACUGCAUCUGUUGGCGAAUCAGAUGACGACGGCUGGAGGCACUAAGAUUGACUCGACCACUCAGGGGAAGAUUGACAACUACAGAUCGUUUGCACUUGGACAGAUCAAUUACCUGUUGGGCGACAAUCCCGAGAAGACCCCAUAUGUCGUGGGUGUGCAUCCCAAUUCACCUGUGAAUCCUCACUCUGCCCCUGCCUCUGGAGGCAAUAAUGCGGACACCAUCGACACAUAUCCUGAAAAGGAAGCAUACACCAUCUACGGCGCGCUUGUUGGAGGCCCCGAUAAGAAUGAUCGUUUCCAGGACCAGCGCAGUGAUUGGAGACAGAAUGAGGUUGCCUUGGACUACAAUGCGCCCUUCAAUGGUUUGAUGGCAUAUCAGGUUUGGAAAUCUCAGGAAUCUCCUCCAUAUGUGAUCGUUCCAGCUGGCAGACCUGACUUGCCACCCAUCCUCAACGGCAUGGAGGUCUGGCAGAUCAUUCUCAUCAUCGUCGGGUCUAUAUUUGUCGCAGUUGCAAUUGGUGCUAUCGUCUGCUAUCGUAAGCGCGAACAGAUCCGUACCUGGGCUGCUUCUAGGAAAAAGAGCAAAGCCGAGAAAGCCGCGUACAAGAUGUCGAUGAAGAACCUGAAUAGACCCAUCAACCGCAGUAGUGAAGACGAUGCCGCCACCUCAUCGCCGGUCUCACCACCACUGCCGCCACCACCACCAGUGCGAGGCCAACAGCGCCCCGUACCACCACCGCCACUACCAGCGCGAGGCCAGCAGCGCCCCGUGCCACCACCCCCUCUCCCUGCCAGGGACGAGCCCAUCCUACUCGAGAACGCUCGUCGUUCAUGA